CCUAAGAUUCUAUUUGUAACAAGCGCGAAAAUACUUAACAAGAACGUGCUACAAUUUAGUGAUAGCCAAUGUUAUUUAUUUUCUACUGAAGAAAUUCUUGUAAAGUUUUUAUGGAUACUAGUUUUUAUACGAUAAUUUCAUUUAGAGACGAAUGUACAUAGCUAAAGGGCAUAAUAUGUGUGCCAGAGGAAGGAAAACGAAUAAAUAGAUGCAAUCAGUAGCUAGUUUUUUAUUAUACCUCAAUAAUUACGUCCUGUGAAGCAACCAUCGACUCGAAUCAGCGUUGUUUAGUGGAACAUUAAUGGUCGAUGUUGGUCAGUAGAAUCACAGGAGAUGGAAAGUUUAGCUGUAGUAGAAUUGUGAAUGUACCACAGCGAAAAAGUAUAUUGAAAAAUUCUAAGUAUGAAAUCUAGAGUGUGCAGUGUCCUGAUUUCGUUUUGCUUGCACUUGGUCUUCCAACGAUCUGAUGGUGCCACGGAAGAAAGGUUUCCUGUAGCAAAAGGGUUCCUGGCAUAUAGAACCGUUUCGACGUUUCAGAAAUAUUGCACCUGUCCAACGUCUUAUUCGUGUUCCUGUUGCCAAAGUGUAUUUAUUUUAUACACCCAAUCUCAGAAGAAUCUUUGCGUUAAUUUUACCUAUCAGAGAAACGGCUUAAACAUCGACGUGACAUUAAACUCCGAUACUAUAAAGGCCAGAACAGUUACAAAUUAUAAACCAUUAAAGUUUUGCACCAAUAUACCAGGAUGUUACUUCUCGUCUGCUUGCGUGAAUAUUUUGGAACUGAAUAAAUUUCCCAGGUCGAUCACAGCUUGCCUUCGAUUGGAUAUCUCCUCCAAGAAACGACUGUGGCAAUUGAAUUACGAUUGCAUUAGCAUAUCAACGGAGUUACCAAUGAUGCCGAGUAAUUCAACAAUAUCAAUGACCAAUGCAACUACUGCAAUGCCUACAACAACUACCGUUGGAAUGACAACUACAAUGUCUAGCAUUCAAAUGACGAUGACUACGACAAUGAUGUCCAUGAAGACUGUAGCAGAAACUGAGGAAACUACUGUACCAGGAGAUGUAGAAGUGAUACCGACUACAGAAAUUAUGGACAUCGAUUAGAUAAUUAAAAUGAUGUAGUAGUUGGUAGAUUAAAUAAUAAUGCACAUUAAAUAGAAAGGUAUCUCUUACAAAAUACAACUUGAUUGGGAAGAAAUUUUAUU
Molecule: messenger RNA, 1205 nt
Organism: Osmia lignaria (orchard mason bee)
Lineage: Eukaryota; Metazoa; Arthropoda; Insecta; Hymenoptera; Megachilidae
Source: RefSeq, a predicted model, not a curated record